This is a messenger RNA of Penicillium chermesinum, 1851 nucleotides long. RefSeq names its product MYND-type zinc finger protein MUB1 (gene samB). Bases 1 to 1851 code for a protein of 616 amino acids. The record is from RefSeq and is a predicted model, not a curated record. Gene Ontology annotation, cellular component: MUB1-RAD6-UBR2 ubiquitin ligase complex. The transcript has a single exon. Lineage: Eukaryota; Fungi; Ascomycota; Eurotiomycetes; Eurotiales; Aspergillaceae. Gene Ontology annotation, biological process: establishment or maintenance of cell polarity; ubiquitin-dependent protein catabolic process.
AUGCGGGAAGUCAACUUCAGCAUCCCCAAUGUGAACAAGGCCUCGGUUAACAUCACCACAACUCUUUACGACCGCCGUGCCCUCGAUUGUACAUCGACUCUACCGUUAAUCAACUCGUUAAAUCACCUUGCAUAUCUCACAACUUCAUCUGCGCGCAUUCGGGACAUCUUGACGAUCGAUGGAGGUAUCGAACGACUCGUCUGCAUCCUCAAGGAGGGCAGAAGUAAGGAUCUGAUGGAAAUGUGGAAAUGGAGUCUCGCCUUCCAGUGCGUGGUCAAUAUCGGUGUGCGAGGGUCCGAAAGUGUGAGGACAAGAGUGGUUGAGGCCGACAUGGUGCCCGUCAUCGCCACCAUUUUGGACAAUUACAUCAAGGUUGUGGACAAAGUCCGGUCGCGGGCCGAGCCCGAAGCACACAAACACUCCUCCUCGAGCCGCCCAGUCACCAAGUCUAGCUCCUCCACGCGGGAGAUCACUGGGCGGUCAAAUGGCGCCGAUUCAAGCACACCAGCCGAGUCUCGCCCCUCUCGCCGGCAGGCACCUCCUCCCAGCAUCGAAAUCCCGCAGCCAUAUUAUCAGGAUAAUCAGCCAACUGAUUCCGAUGCGAUGGACAUUACUUCUCCUCCACGUGCCCCUAUGACUUCUCCUCCUGAACGCAGCACUUUCCGACAGGACGUCCCUAACCACCGCUCCCACGACACCCGGUAUGCGCGCGCGAGUCACCGCUUGCGGGCCAUGCAACCUCUCGCAACCGCCGUGCCCCAGAUAGAUACCACCGAAGAUUUUGGUCUGCGGCCUGUCCGUGAUACGGAUCGCCUCCCUAGCAUGCUCCCGGGCCUCCAAACUGGCAUCGUCUCACAACCGGACUCUCCAACCACCCCGAGUGGGCCUUUGCAGGCACAGUCUCGAAACGUGCCACCUCCACCGCCUCCCAUCAGACAGCGACCUGCCAUACGUCAACAGCUGUCUGCGUCCGGCGAAUCUGAUGAUGCAAAUGGAGAGGAUCUGGUCAUGGGUGACGGCAAUGGGUUGGGCGAAAACGCUGAUCCUAUCGUUGGACUGCCAAACCGAAUGGAUAUCGAUGGUGACGAGCAGCCAACCACGAUGAUCGAUGAUGUCUCAACAACUCAUGGUCUCACGAUGACCGAUCCUACUGAAGAAGGUCAAGAAUCUGAGGCCUUCAACAUUCAGCAUCGUUCUGCUGUCGAUGGCAGUAUCAUCAACAAUAAUGGUCCUACCCAAAACAAUGGCGGGCUGGGUCUUUCCCCAGCUCAGGCCACGAAUAACCCUAAUUCUCCUACUCUCGCCCCUAGUCCUUACGCCUUGUACCUUCGUGACCGCAAUACUCCCGCAACCCAGAAUGUCCUGACGACCAUGCCUCGCGACGAGGACGUUUUGAUGUCCCUGCAGCUCUUGGCUUACGUUUCCAAGUACUGCAACCUCCGAACCUACUUCCAGCGCUCACAUCUGGUACCAAAGCUCAAGAUCGACCGUGAACUUCAUCUGUUAGAUGAAAAUUCGGACCAAUCCUCGCCUAUUGAGAGCCCCGAGGAGGAAGAUGAAUAUUUGCUUCCUGACGAUGUGAACAUCUUCCCUCUGGUCGAGAAGUUCACCGUUCGACACCACUCCAAGGACAUGCAAUACUGGGCUUGUGUGGUGAUGCGAAAUCUUUGCCGCAAGGACGAGUCCCGUGGGGGCAUUCGUCAGUGCGCUUAUUACAAGUGUGGCAAAUGGGAGGAAUUCCAGCGCCAGUUCGCCAAGUGCCGCCGUUGCCGCCGCACCAAGUACUGCAGCAAAGACUGCCAGAAAGCCGCGUGGGUAUACCACCGCCACUGGUGCCACACAACUCCUUGA